AUGGAUAUAGAUCAACAAGAGGCUCUAAAUUCCAUUCAGAAUUCUGUCUACAGAGCAGCCCUGAAGCUCCGCGCUGUGCAAACUCUUUGCCAAUUGCACUUGACAGAUGUCUCUCUGAUUUACCGCAUCCUGCCGAUCUGCCAGUGCCAGACUGAGAAGCAGGCCUCUCUUCCAUCUCAACGGCUCUUGGUGCUACUCGAGGAGCUUUUUGAAAGAGUCCGGUAUGAGAAACCAGGCCAGGUAGAGCCAAAGGCCCCUGAGCUGACUCUGAGCCUCCUAACUGCCGCAUAUGACAGGAAUGGAGUGGGUUUGAUCCAGCCUCGAUCAACUGCAACAGCUUUGAUUACUCUCUCGGGAGACAGCCUGCUCGCUAAAUACAGAGCACUCUUUCGGCUUUAUGCAACCUCUCCAGGAAGGAAGUCUAGCCGGGGUGUUCAUAUUACUCGAAAUGGCGUGAGGAACCUGCUGACCGACUUGCAACAGAUUUUAUCAGUGGUGGGAGAAAGCCGUAAUCUGGCGUGUGUGGAAUCUGCAGUCGGCGACUGUUUCAGCGGGGUUCUCGUGGCAGCGAUUGGGGAAGAGAAAUUCCUGUCUUGGCUCCAAGCAGAGCCUGCCAUUCUGCUUUGGCUCCCUGCCUGCUACAGACUGUCAGCAACAGAACUGGUUGUGCACCCGGUCAAAUGUAACAUUUGUAAGACCUUUCCUAUCAUGGGACUAAGGUAUCAGUGUCUGAAGUGCCUGAAUUUUGACAUUUGCCAGGUCUGUUUCUACACUGGACAGAGCAGCAAACCCCACAAGAAGUCUCACCCUGUGAUAGAACACUGUGUGCCGGUGUCAGCCAAGGAAAACACAAAGCUGUUUUUCCGCACCGUCCGAAACAACCUGUUUCAAGGGCGCUGCAGAAGGAAAGAAGCUCGGAGGAGGAAGGCCUUGAUGAUGAGCGGAGAAGACUUCCCUUCCCACAACUCAGCACUUUCCUCUUCUGUUCCGCUCAUCUUUUCUGAACAGCCAGCACACCCGAAGCCUUUCUCCUCAGUGCCUGCUUUAGGCCCAUCAUCAAGCAGGCCUUUAGGUCAAGAGGUAUUCCAGGCACAGCAAAUGGAAAACUGCAACAAACCACAGGCUCAAGAAGACACAUCCGGACAGGUACUUGCGUCUGUUAAGGCUGAGCUGAUUAAAACACAGGAAUCUGUCAAGGCCCUGCGCGGUGAAAGCAGGUACUUGAUGAAACAGCUGAACAAGUGGAAGUGCAAAGCACAGCUACUUCACUCUACCCAAGAAGAUCGAAACUGUAGAUUACAAGCAAAGAUCUGUGACCUAAUAGCAAUCCAGGAGCAUCUUACGGUGGAGCUGCAGAAAGUGAAGCAGGAAAUUAAGGUUCCUGAAAAUGCAGGACAAGUGCACAGUGGCUGCCAAGUGACUUCUGAAGGUCGGAAAAAUCAUGAGUAA
Euleptes europaea (tarantolino) is the source of this 1449-nucleotide messenger RNA. It is a transcript of the gene DYTN, whose product is annotated as dystrotelin. Lineage: Eukaryota; Metazoa; Chordata; Lepidosauria; Squamata; Sphaerodactylidae. The transcript has 13 exons. The record is from RefSeq and is a predicted model, not a curated record. Gene Ontology annotation, biological process: synaptic signaling. Gene Ontology annotation, molecular function: zinc ion binding. Bases 1 to 1449 code for a protein of 482 amino acids. Gene Ontology annotation, cellular component: plasma membrane.